AUGGAGAAGGGAUACAGCACAGUCACCUUCGACGGAACGCCCAGCUACGGCCACACGCCCUCGCACCACGCGGCGCAGUUCCCCAACCACUCCUUCAAGCACGAGGACCCCAUGGGCCAGCAGGGCUCGCUGGGCGAGCAGCAGUACUCCGUGCCACCCCCAGUCUACGGCUGCCACACCCCCACCGACAGCUGCACAGGCAGCCAGGCCCUGCUGCUGAGGACGCCCUACAGCAGUGACAAUUUAUACCAGAUGACCUCCCAGCUUGAAUGCAUGACCUGGAAUCAGAUGAACUUAGGAGCCACAUUGAAGGGAGUUGCUGCUGGGAGCUCCAGCUCAGUGAAAUGGACAGAAGGGCAGAGCAACCACGGCACGGGGUAUGAGAGCGAUAACCACACCACGCCCAUCCUCUGUGGUGCCCAGUACAGAAUACACACCCACGGCGUCUUCAGGGGCAUUCAGGACGUGCGGCGUGUGCCCGGAGUAGCCCCAACGCUCGUCCGGUCAGCAUCUGAGACCAGUGAGAAACGCCCCUUCAUGUGUGCUUACCCGGGCUGCAAUAAGAGAUAUUUUAAGCUGUCUCACUUACAGAUGCACAGCCGGAAGCACACUGGUGAGAAACCAUACCAGUGUGACUUCAAGGACUGUGAGCGAAGGUUUUCUCGUUCAGACCAGCUCAAAAGACACCAAAGGAGACACACAGGUGUGAAACCAUUCCAGUGUAAAACUUGUCAGCGAAAGUUCUCCCGGUCCGACCACCUGAAGACCCACACCAGGACUCAUACAGGUGAAAAGCCCUUCAGCUGUCGGUGGCCCAGUUGUCAGAAAAAGUUUGCCCGGUCAGACGAAUUGGUCCGCCAUCACAACAUGCACCAGAGAAACAUGACCAAACUCCAGCUGGCACUCUGAGAGGUCCAACCCGGAGACAGUUCUGUGUCCCAGGCAGGACAGUGUGGGAACUACUUCAAAUAUGACUUUGAAAUUCCUCCUCACUCACCUCUCUAAGAAGGAAAUGGCAGUUCAUCUUCUUCAUGCAGCUUCCAAGACAAGAUGCGUGUACUACUGGAUCCUACCGGCUUUGCCCGGAGAAGGUGGCCUCUGUUUUGCCAACCUGUAGUUGACUCACAAGGCCCUGGAGAAGUGGCUGACAGCGUCUGGUUCCUUAAAAGCCUGUCGCCGUUUGGUCUGGAUUUUCCAGUGUAAGAAGAGCCAUUGUUGAUAAUGUUCCCCCACCCUCUUCUUC
Molecule: messenger RNA, 1243 nt
Organism: Pteronotus mesoamericanus
Lineage: Eukaryota; Metazoa; Chordata; Mammalia; Chiroptera; Mormoopidae
Gene: WT1
Product: WT1 transcription factor
Exons: 10
Coding region: 1-909 (302 amino acids)
Biological process (GO): regulation of transcription by RNA polymerase II
Cellular component (GO): nucleus
Molecular function (GO): DNA-binding transcription factor activity, RNA polymerase II-specific; RNA polymerase II cis-regulatory region sequence-specific DNA binding
Source: RefSeq, a predicted model, not a curated record